Epinephelus fuscoguttatus (brown-marbled grouper) is the source of this 1692-nucleotide messenger RNA. Its product is annotated as fibrinogen-like protein 1. NCBI's taxonomy places the organism in Eukaryota, Metazoa, Chordata, Actinopteri, Perciformes, Serranidae. The transcript has 6 exons. The coding region runs from base 1 to 1539 and encodes 512 amino acids. The record is from RefSeq and is a predicted model, not a curated record.
AUGAAGUGGAGAUCCAUUUUACUAACUUUUGUCCUACUCACUGGUGACUUUGUGGCCUCUGAUGAACACCCAGAUGUUGGACACAAUGAAGAUGUACACCCCAACAUCCUGACAGAAACAAACGGGGACAUACUGGACAUGAACAUCCAAACAAACAGAGAAGUGCCAGACACAAACACUGAAACAAACUGGGACAUAAACAAGGACAACUAUGAGGACGCUGACUGGCAUCCUCCUUCCUCGCUCCUGGAAACGUAUGCCGACCUGCACCCAGACACCCCGCCACUGAUCCGUAGCAGCAACACUGCUGUUAAUAACAGCACCAACCAACCCUUCAACCAGACUGUUGGUAGCACGUCAACACAGUGCGGCGAGUACAGCAGCCAGCUGACGUCUAGUGGCCAGUGCCGGCUGAUGGCAACACUUCCUCCGGUGCCCGUGGGAACGUCGCAGCAACGCUGCCCGGAUAUGUUCCGCUGCACAGAUGACAUCUCGCACUGGCUUCACGAGAACCAGAACAGGAAGGAGCAGCUGGAUGAGCUGAGGGAGAUGAUGUCAGAGCUGCAGGAGGAGCUGAGGAACCACCGGCAUCGAAUCAAAGCCCUGGAGGUGCAGGGUGAAGAAACUGUUGGUUCAAACUUGACUUUUGAGCAGCGCUUGCGUUCUCUGGAGCUGCGUCAUGCCGAGGCUGACACACUGCUCCACGUGCACGGGGCACUGCUGUAUGAGCUGCAGGUGCAGCUGCGCAACCUAACAGCCACUGUGCAGCACAUGAGCCACAACACAGGAUGCACAAUGAUCAGAAGCACGCCGCUGCUGGGCAUGAAAGACACACUGCCACCAGAUGGACAGCACCUGUCCUUCUGUCCAUCCGACUGUGCAUCUCUUUAUCACAAUGGCGUUCGCCAUUCUGGUGUUUACACUAUCAUCCUGUCGCCAGGUGCCAGCCUGCCUGUCUACUGUGACAUGGAGACCGAAGGUGGGGGCUGGACGGUGUUUCAGCGGCGAAGCGAUGGCUUGGUGAGUUUUAACCGCGGCUGGUCAGAGUACCGCGACGGCUUCGGCGAGCUGCGAGGAGAACACUGGCUGGGCAACCAACAACUCCACCUGCUCUCCCACCAGGGCCACUACAGCCUCCGCAUCGACCUGCAAGACUGGAGCCACGCCCACAGACAUGCUCUGUACCACAGCUUCAGGAUAGAAAACGAGGAGAACCAGUAUCGCCUCCAUGUGUCUGGUUUCAGUGGAACGGUGGAGGACUCAUUCGGUUGGUACCACGACCUGCGUGGCUUCAGCACGCCAGACACCGGCAACAUCUGUGCUGAGAUCAGCCACGCCGGCUGGUGGUUCCACCAGUGUUUCUACGCCAACCUUAAUGGCGUCUACUACAAGGGGGGGCACUACUCUCUGAAAGCUCAGAACCUGCUCGGGCCAGACGGCAUCGUCUGGUUCUCCUGGAAGGAAUCCGACUUCUACUCUCUGAAGGCCGUCACCAUGAUGAUACGACCACGCAACUUCAGGCCACGCUUGUCACCAUAGCGACUGAGGUGGUGUGUCUGAGGCUGCCGUAAAUGCUAACAGGAGCACCAAACAUGUAUUAUUUCUCUGCUGAAAAUAAUCCCCAACAAAUAGAACUAUUCCCGCCUUUAUGAAUAACUUUUGCUAGAAACUAGUGUCCUGCUAUUUGAUAAA